CACAAUUACUAGUCGACGGGAUUGCAUCACUACACGUGAAGUGGUACAGGCAUUCGGCUCGUUUCCGGUCGUGCACAUCGGUGCUUUUUUUUCAUAAUUUAUUAUUGUAAUAUUGGAAAAGUUGGUGGUCAAUUGCAUUGCGUCAGAAUACAGCCAAAAUGUUGGGAGCUUCGAAAUCGUUCAUCCGCAACUGCAACGGACUUGCUCAGGAUCUUGGAAGACGAAGGCAGUUCAGUACAAUAAUCAAAAACUCGAUAGCACCCACCCUUUACGCUCCCCAGAAGGAAUAUGAGGUUAACCAGUACCGAUACAAGUCGGAUGGGGUUAAAGGAGCUGUCAUCGGUAUUGACUUGGGUACGACAUUCUCAUGUGUGGCUGUGAUGGAAGGAAAACAGGCUAAAGUUAUCGAGAAUGCCGAAGGAUCUAGGACUACACCCUCAUACGUGGCAUUCACCAAAGAUGGAGAACGACUCGUGGGUAUGCCAGCUAAGCGUCAGGCCGUUACAAACUCAUCAAAUACGUUUUAUGCUACGAAACGUUUAAUCGGCAGAAAGUUCGAAGAUCCAGAAGUGAAGAAAGACAUGAAGACAGUGUCGUACAAAAUAGUUCGUGCAUCCAACGGUGACGCCUGGGUUCAGGGUGGAGAUGGGAAGAUGUACUCGCCGAGUCAAAUUGGUGCUUUUGUGCUGAUGAAAAUGAGGGAAACUGCCGAGGGCUAUAUGAACACACCCGUCAAGAACGCAGUUGUGACAGUGCCAGCUUAUUUCAAUGAUUCUCAGAGGCAAGCGACCAAAGACGCUGGUCAAAUUGCUGGUCUCAAUGUCCUCCGAGUGAUCAACGAACCGACAGCUGCUGCACUCGCUUAUGGAAUGGACAAAACCGACGAUAAAAUAAUUGCAGUUUAUGAUCUCGGCGGGGGUACCUUCGACAUAUCCAUUCUCGAAAUUCAGAAAGGUGUUUUCGAGGUGAAAUCGACGAACGGAGAUACUUUCCUGGGUGGAGAAGACUUCGACAAUGCUCUUGUAACAUAUUUAGCUAAUGAAUUCAAGAAGGAUCAGGGAAUUGACGUAGCUAAGGAUGCGAUGGCGAUGCAGAGACUGAAAGAGGCGGCGGAGAAAGCAAAAAUUGAACUUUCCAGCUCCUCACAGACUGAUAUCAAUCUCCCUUAUCUGACAAUGGACGCCAGUGGGCCAAAGCACUUGAAUCUCAAACUGUCUCGCAGUAAAUUCGAGAGUUUAGUUGGUGAUCUCAUCAAGAGGACGAUUCAACCAUGCCAGAAGGCUCUUUCAGACGCUGAGGUAGCUAAAUCCGAAAUUGGAGAAGUUCUUCUUGUUGGUGGAAUGACUAGGGUACCCAAGGUUCAACAAACAGUCCAGGAGAUCUUCGGAAGAACGCCAUCGAGAGCAGUCAAUCCUGAUGAAGCUGUUGCUGUGGGAGCCGCUGUGCAGGGAGGUGUUCUUGCUGGUGAUGUCACUGAUGUUCUGUUGCUCGAUGUCACUCCAUUAUCUCUAGGUAUUGAAACACUUGGUGGUGUGUUCACAAGAUUAAUCGGUAGAAAUACAACAAUUCCAACGAAGAAGAGCCAAGUAUUUUCAACGGCAGCUGAUGGACAGACCCAGGUGGAGAUUAAAGUUCACCAGGGUGAGCGUGAAAUGGCCAAUGACAAUAAACUACUUGGACAGUUCACACUUGUUGGUAUUCCACCAGCUCCACGUGGAGUUCCACAGAUCGAAGUCACAUUUGAUAUUGAUGCCAAUGGAAUUGUUCACGUGUCAGCGAGGGAUAAGGGAACUGGCAAAGAACAGCAAAUUAUUAUUCAAUCGAGUGGUGGUCUGAGCAAGGACGAAAUUGAGAACAUGGUGAAGAAUGCCGAACAGUAUGCGAAGGAGGACAGGAUCAAGAAGGAACGUGUUGAGGCUGUAAAUCAGGCAGAGGGUAUCGUCCAUGAUACUGAGGCUAAGAUCGACGAAUUCAAGGCUCAGUUACCACAGGAGGAGUGCGACAAAUUGAGGGAACUCAUCGCUAAAGUGAGAGAAGUUCUUGCUAAGAAAGAUGAAAUGGACCCAGAGGAGAUCAAGAAACAGAGCAAUGAGCUCCAGCAGGCGAGUCUCAAGCUCUUCGAAAUGGCAUACAAAAAGAUGGCUGCUGAGCGUGAGGGCAAUCAGGCAGGUUCACAGCAGCAGGAGCAGCAGCCGGAGGGUGAGAAAAAGGAGGAGAAAAAUUAAGCGCACUUCUUAUUGUUACAUAACUUGAAAUUUAUUGAAUGCAGAAUGCCUCUGAAUGACUCCUUCCACUGUGAAAAAUUAUUUUUUUUUAAAUGUUUUUCUCUCGAGAAUUAAUAUGUAAAAAAAAAAUUUUCUCAGUGUUUCGCUCGGCUGAGCCGAUGAAUGCCCUCAGGUUUUCACGUUCAUUCCUAUUUUCGAACGAUCGAACAAGAUACUUCAAUAAGUGAUUCAUUUCAAUCUCAUGUGAAUUCAACGAAUGUUGUUUUUAUAUUUUUUUACGGGAAUUUGACGACAAAUCAUUAAUUUUCACGAGAAGAAAGGGAAAAUAAAGGGCCAGAAAUUCUACGGAGUUGAAAUUGCCAAUGGAAAUACUAUUUUCGUAAAUAAUACGAAAGGAAUUUAUUCUUGAUAAUUUGUUGUGCAUUUCCCAGCAAUGAAGUUGAAAUGAUUCAUUCUGAGUGCGAAUUAACUUGAGCAGUUAAAAUUUAGAGUCCACUGUUAAUUAACAGAGUAAAACAUACGAGUCAGGAGACCAUAAUGAACGCGAAUACCUUAUUUUAUCGCAAUGCUAAAUAAGAUCGGCUUAAUUAGCCAAAGAAUGAAUUCAAAAAUUUUCUCAAAUUCAUGUGUGUGAAGAAUCGGAAUGUGUGGGUGGAUGUGACGUGUGACUGAAAAUAAAUGGUUAGGUAGAUUAAGGAUUAAAUAGAAAAGUCUAUAGAUUACGGAAAUACUGAGUAACAGAAAAAUAUUAGCAAUAAUAAUGAUAUGAGGAUAAUAUUGUUAUAAUAUAACAGUAGUAUCUCCAUUUUUUAUUGUCCGUAGAUUUAGAAGAACAUGGCUCGUUCCAGGUGUUUUUCUUUCCCUUUCGUUGUAUUGUUUCAAUAAAAAAAUUGUGUAAAAUAA
Molecule: messenger RNA, 3128 nt
Organism: Diachasmimorpha longicaudata
Lineage: Eukaryota; Metazoa; Arthropoda; Insecta; Hymenoptera; Braconidae
Gene: Hsc70-5
Product: heat shock 70 kDa protein cognate 5
Exons: 6
Coding region: 159-2225 (688 amino acids)
Biological process (GO): protein folding
Cellular component (GO): cytoplasm; mitochondrion
Molecular function (GO): ATP binding; ATP-dependent protein folding chaperone
Source: RefSeq, a predicted model, not a curated record